Molecule: messenger RNA, 789 nt
Organism: Sinocyclocheilus grahami
Lineage: Eukaryota; Metazoa; Chordata; Actinopteri; Cypriniformes; Cyprinidae
Product: leucine-rich repeat-containing protein 9-like
Exons: 5
Molecular function (GO): protein binding
Source: RefSeq, a predicted model, not a curated record
AACGAGUGUGUGCGUAUGGUGGUUCUUGGUCUGUUGAAGACUCUCACUCAUUUGGAUGAUGUUUUAGUGAUGGAGGAGGAAGCAGGUGCUGCUAUUCAAGUGGCUGCCCAAUCUAGAAUCAACCAGGCAUCUCUGAUGACCCACUCUCGGACUGACAGUGAAUGUCCCCGCAGUCUGAGUUUGCUCUCUUCUGCUCACCUGCUCACACAGAUCAGCCCAUCUCCAUGGAAACACUCACAAGAGCUUGAGUUAGGCUGGACCACCAAAAUCACCGCACUGAAUCUUGAUGGCCAGCGGUUGACCCGGCUCAGUAAUCUUGACCGUCUAGUGAAUCUAUGCUGGGCUUCAUUUGACAAUAAUGAAUUAACCCGAAUUGAGGGUCUGGAAUACUGCCCCCUACUGGAGGAACUUUCUCUUAAUAACAACAGUAUCACCAGAUUGGAAGGUUUGUGUGCUAUGCAUCAUCUGACUCGUCUGAGCAUUAACAGCAACCACCUACAGUGUUUAGACGGGGAUGUUUUGGACCAGCUACCCAACCUUCACUUCCUGUCUGUCGAGAACAACAUCAUCUCCUCUCUUCAUGGACUUCAAAGGUCACGGUCCUUAUUUGAGCUGUAUGUCGGCAACAAUGACAUCAGCACUACCCGAGACAUAUACCACUUAAAGGCACUGUCUAGUUUAAUUAUUCUGGAUCUAUACGGGAAUCCCCUAGUAAACAAAUUCGAGAACUACAGGAUCUACAUGGUUUUCCAUCUGCCUUCACUCAAAGCACUGGAUGGAGUAGCUGUG